Anisakis simplex (herring worm) is the source of this 369-nucleotide messenger RNA. The record is from the annotation of a GenBank genome assembly. Lineage: Eukaryota; Metazoa; Nematoda; Chromadorea; Rhabditida; Anisakidae.
AUGUUAGAUGCAGCGCAUAUUGCUCUUAAUUUUAUAAUGUUAUUGCAGGAGACGAUUCCAGUCAGUCUGGAUGAAACACGCGAGAAGUUGCUUCAGGCGUUAAAGAACGAAGCGACAUUUUUACUCGACAACAGUGACGAAUUUUCGCAUGAGAAAAUGAAUUUGAACACAAUUUCGGCUGAGAAAUUACGAAGUACCUUAGAGCAAUUUCUGAGGAAACAAAUCGACGAAGUUCAAUUGCGAACUGAUACAAAUAUUGGUGGUGAUUCUAGUGAUAGCAGAAGUGAUGACAGCAUAUCCAACUCAUCAGCAGUGGUCACUACCACUUCCUCAUCAAACCGAUCAGCUCCGUCGCCACCUGAUGGUUAG